GGCUGGCUGUCAGCAGGUAAAGCACUGCCCGUCAGUGAGUCCUCGUACGGCCGCGCCCCCUCCCCUCGCCAGGAUGAUGUUUGGCUGCAGCAGCAGGAGGCUGUGGUGCGCACUGUCCUUCCUGGGAGCUGCGGCUGGCUGCAGAGUGGGCUUCGUUCACUUAGGGACCAGCACCCCCAUAAAAGACGUAGAAUCUGAUUUCCGAAAGGCCAAGCUGGUUGUUCAGCGCAACAUGAAGAUCGAGCUGCUUCCUGCCCUCACGGACAACUACAUGUACCUUCUGAUCGACGAGGAGACCAAGGAGGCCGCCAUUGUGGACCCUGUGCAGCCGCAAAAGGUUGUUGAUGCGGUGAAGAAACAUGGAGUGAACCUCACGUCAGUCCUCACCACACACCAUCACUGGGACCACGCGGGAGGCAAUGAGAAACUCGUCAAAAUGGUUCCUGGAUUAAAAGUCUAUGGAGGUGACAGCAGGGUGGGAGCGGUAACACAGAGGGUCUCCCAUCUGACAACAUUUCAGGUGGGGUCCCUGCACGUCAAGUGUCUGUUCACCCCGUGUCACACUUCUGGUCAUAUCUGCUACUAUGUGACAAAGCCCAACAGCUCUGAGCCUCCCGCAGUGUUUACAGGUGACACCCUCUUCGUGGCCGGCUGUGGCAAAUUCUUUGAAGGAACAGCGGAGGAGAUGUACAAGGCUCUGAUCGAGAUAUUGGGAAAACUUCCCUCAGAAACGAGAGUUUACUGUGGACACGAAUAUACAAUCAACAACCUGAAGUUUGCCCGGCAUGUGGAGCCCAACAAUGAAGCCAUCAAACAGAAGCUGGCGUGGGCUAAGGAAACGUACAGUAAUGGCGAACCCACCAUCCCCUCCACGCUGGCUGAGGAGUUCACAUUUAACCCUUUUAUGAGAGUCAGGGAGAAGUCAGUGCAGCAGCACGCGGGAGAAGACAACCCCAUCUCUACAAUGGCCGCCAUCCGCAAAGAGAAGGACAAUUUUAAGAGCCCAUCAUCCCGCCUGUAGCUGGAGGAUACAGAGAUUAUUGGAUAUAGAAACGGUGACACCAAAGAGGUGAAGAACUGAUGCAUUUCAGGACCAGACCCCUAAUCCGGUUCCUCACAUCGCUGCUAUUCCAAGGAUUACCCACUGACUCUCCACAUCUCAUCAAUUAUCUUCCAUAGAUGUUAUAUUACUUGAUAAUAACUAAUUUAAUUAACUUAAUUUGGAAAUUACUAUUCUUUAUUAAAGCAGAAACAUA
Hyla sarda is the source of this 1256-nucleotide messenger RNA. RefSeq names its product hydroxyacylglutathione hydrolase (gene HAGH). The coding region runs from base 74 to 1021 and encodes 315 amino acids. Gene Ontology annotation, biological process: glutathione metabolic process. Gene Ontology annotation, cellular component: mitochondrion. Lineage: Eukaryota; Metazoa; Chordata; Amphibia; Anura; Hylidae. Gene Ontology annotation, molecular function: hydroxyacylglutathione hydrolase activity. The transcript is spliced from 10 exons. The record is from RefSeq and is a predicted model, not a curated record.